Toxorhynchites rutilus septentrionalis is the source of this 1552-nucleotide messenger RNA. It is a transcript of the gene FMRFa, whose product is annotated as FMRFamide-related neuropeptides. The transcript has 2 exons. The record is from RefSeq and is a predicted model, not a curated record. Bases 219 to 1229 code for a protein of 336 amino acids. Gene Ontology annotation, biological process: neuropeptide signaling pathway. NCBI's taxonomy places the organism in Eukaryota, Metazoa, Arthropoda, Insecta, Diptera, Culicidae.
AAUUCCUGGUAAACGUUGGAUCAACAUUGAGGUAGAUAAGGCAAGGCAAGCACAAGCCACAGGUGCUAUCGCCUGAUAAAGGAUACUCACGGCUAAAAUGAGAGCAGUAUUCUCUACCUAGUGUGUAUGUGUGUUGAUUGUGAAGAUUCAAUAUUUGAAUUGUGGAUUUGGAUUGAGAGUAACGACGGUGCAUUACAAUUGGAUACAUCUGCGAAGUUAUGAGCCUCCCAACAAGUGAUUCCACAAUGAAGCUCUGUCUUUUCCUCGUAAUUUUCGUAUACAAAUGCAGCAACUAUUACUCCUGUGUCGAAUAUGACUUGGCGGAUUCAAGUCAGGUGGAAAAGGAUUUUACAUCCCCAUUCGUUUAUGAUCAGGAAAAAGAUGGCGACUAUAUCUCCAACAACGGAUUAGUGUUUGAAUUUCGAAGAAGCAUCAAAAGUGACAACACCGAGAUAGAAGCGAGAAGACGUAGUGCGUUGGAUAAAAAUUUCAUGCGCUUUGGAAGAUCCGACCCAACAACUCAGCAACGCGCAGUGCGAGCAAAUCUCAUGCGAUUUGGGCGGGCGGAUCGGGGAUUUUUACGAUUCGGCAAGACACCAAAUGGUGUUCCAUAUUCGCUAGUUGGCGCCAACAAUCCAAAGGAUGAUUCGGAUGAUAGCAGUGAGGAAACAACAUUCACGAAACGAACACCCAACUCUUCGGAGGAAACCGAAAUAAGUGAAUCCGGCGAGCAAAUUAAACCGAAACAAUUAGUACAAUUUCGCAGGGAAUCUCCUAAAAAUCUUAUGAGGUUCGGCAAAAGAGGAGAGGAUGACGAUUUCGUCAGAGUGAAUCGUGCUAAUCUUAUGCGAUUUGGUCGGGCGGGAAACGGUUCCAACAGAAAUAUGCUACGCUUUGGUCGGGCUAGUGCAAAUAUGAUGCGUUUCGGUCGAGCGAAGGGAAAUUUAAUGCGAUUUGGUCGUUCAGAUCCUCGAUUUUUGAGGCUUGUGAAAAUGGAUAACAAUUUUAUGCGAUUCGGGCGAUCCGACAAAUCUUUAAAACCUACGAACAACAACAAAACACACACAUCGGAGAUAACUGCUGAUGACAGUGAAGAUGCAGUGAUCGAUUCCACACGGCUGGCAACAGAUAAAUAUGACACUUCGCUGACGAAACCAUCCGACGACGAUUAUGAAGUUUAUCUACGUGAAGAGGACAUUCUUGUUCCAGUUCACGUUAGCAAUCAUUAAUGUUUUUUCCAGGUACAUUGCAAGUGAAUGAUGAUGAUGUAAUCUCAAGAGUGAAACAAAAUCAGGUUGUUAAUGUAAUAAAGAAAUUCGUGCAGAAUUAGAAACAGGGCUGGGAUUAACAACCUUAUUUUGAUACGAUGAGGCAAAAUCUCCGACGAUGUUUGCAGUUCUCCAAAAUGCCAAGCACAACUAAUAGACUAACAAGAUGAACUAUUGAUUUAUUAUAUUUAUAAAUUUUGCAGAGUGAUUCUAGUUGUUAUUAUCAUUAUCAUCUGAGCCAUACAAACUGUACUUAGAAAUCUUAAUAAAAAUAUAUGCAUCAA